AUGUCGUCGAUUACCCGCGCCGCGUUGGCGCAGCCGACCUCUCGCGGCUUCGCAAGGCGCUUCGCUACGUCGAGGCCGUCGCGAGCACAGAACCAGAUAUAUACUUCAAUCAGGAAGGUGUUCAUACACUUCAUCCCAUACCCAAUUCCCAUUAGCCAAGGACCGGCUGACGAUCGUUCUAAAAUACCCAACAGCGUCCGCCGUCCCGCCGACUUCCAAAACUACCAGCUCCUCUCAUCGUCUUCGCGGACGCCACUGCUCACGCUGUGGACGACGUCCUGGUGCGGCACGUGUCGCGUCGUGGCCCCGCUGAUCAAGUCGCUCGUGGAGUCCGGCGUCGGCGAACAGGAGGGCGGCGUGGCGUUCUGCACCGUCGAGUACGACGCCCCGGAUAUCAUGAGCGGGGACGGUAGUGGCGACACACCGCUGGGGAUGACGUACAUGAUUACGAGCAUCCCGACUUUGCUGAGCUUCGAUGCUGGCGAGGCCAUGGUGGAGACGAAGGUCACUGAUGGUAGGAAGUUGGCGGAUCGCGAGUUUCUGGAGGAAUGGAUUCGGAAUGAGGCAAGGAGACAUGGCGGGAGAGGAGGAGGGGGCGGGAAUGGCAUUUUGGGGGGUUUGUUUGGGGGUUGGAGGUGA
Messenger RNA from Xylaria bambusicola, 639 nucleotides. RefSeq lists its product as uncharacterized. Lineage: Eukaryota; Fungi; Ascomycota; Sordariomycetes; Xylariales; Xylariaceae. The transcript has 2 exons. Bases 1 to 639 code for a protein of 212 amino acids. The record is from RefSeq and is a predicted model, not a curated record.